ACUCAGUACUAUGUCGCAAACGCAAUACUUGAGAAAGAGCUUUUAUUUUGAAGCGGAGCUGCUGCGGCUUCCGGCGGAUCUGAGUCUGCGCGAGCGCAAACGCUCGGUUUUGAGCGCUGGUCGGAGAGUCGCGAGGACUUCAGAGGCGGUGCCGCUGCCGUGAGGACGCAGAAUGCAGACCAUUAAGUGUGUUGUGGUGGGCGACGGGGCAGUGGGCAAGACGUGCCUCCUCAUCUCCUACACCACCAACGCCUUUCCCGAGGAGUACAUCCCCACCGUCUUCGACAACUACAGCGCUCAGAUGAGCGUGGACGGCCGUACGGUCAGCCUCAACCUGUGGGACACGGCGGGGCAGGAGGAGUACGACCGUCUGCGCAGCUCUCCUACCCGCAGACCAAACAUCUUCAUCAUCUGCUUCUCCAUCGGCAGCCCCUCGUCCUUCGCCAACGUGCGGCACAAGUGGCACCCGGAGGUGACCCACCACUGCCCCAGCGCUCCCAUCCUGCUGGUGGGCACCAAGAGGGACCUGCGCACGGAUUCGGAGACGGUCAAGAAGCUGAAGGAGCAGGGCCUGGCGCCCACCUCUCACCAGCAGGGCGGCGCUCUGUCCAAGCAGAUCGGUGCGGUCAAGUACCUGGAGUGCUCCGCGCUGCUGCAGGAGGGCGUGAGGGAGGUGUUCGUGGAGGCCGUGCGCGCCGUGCUCUACCCCGUUACCAAAAAGAAUACCAAGAAGUGUGUGCUCUUAUAGUCGGCCGUGACGGAGAUGAACUCGCAGGGGGUCCAUCCUGGUGUCUGUAUCCAUCUCGUCUCACUUUCUCGCUCUUUAAGGACUUUCUGAUUUGGUUUCGUUGACUUUUCCGUGUCUCAUUAUCUUGUAAAUCUCUUAUAAGUCUGUUGAAGUUGCUUGCCUGUCUUUUUUUUUUGUCGAUUUAAUAAGUUUGUUGCCAGAUCCUCUUAAUGUAAGAUAAGGAUCGUCGGUGUCCGUCAGGAGCUUGUGGAGGUUUUAGUGACUCGCGGCGUCCUGUGCGUUUAGAUAAAGUGCAAUAUAAUGAAGACUGAAUGAGGUCGACACAUCAGACUCACGGUUAUAGAUGUCCCAGCCAAAUCUUUCAUGUGCCUUCAAAAUUAUUAUUAUUAUUUUUUUAAAAUAUGCAUAUUGUGUUUUAUCCAUAGCUGUUCAGCAAUAUUUCGACAGCUAAAAUAUCGGAUUGCUUGGGUUGCGCUGAUCCAAGUGUGAGUUUCGUGUAGAAAACUGCAGGUUGUGUUUUACUCCAAAAAUCUAGAGGAAAAAAAUUAUUAUACUUUCCAUAAAGAAAUGAAAUCUUUUUAAGGAGCAAUAAGAUUUUUACCAGAUCUCCAAUAAUGCAAAAAACGGUAAUUUCCCACAAUGCAAGAAAGAAAAUCUCCCUCAGACGCAAUGACUGAUUUCUUUUUUCAGAUAUUUAUAGUGUAACAAAUACUGUACAUUUCCAAUUACAUUCCACAAACGCAAAAUGUCUUAAUGGUCCAAACUAGAUAUUUUUAAUGCAAGAUAUAUUUUCGUACUUGUGAUUUUGGGGUUAAAUGUGACCCCAUCAUCCUGAGAGUCGUGCCUUACGUGCUUUUUCAUAAAGGGCUGCGUCCUGCUGCUAAACAAGUGUUAGUACUGUUGUUGCGAUGGCAGAUUCAGGCAUCGGCCCGUAUUUUCCUGUUCAGAGAUGGUCAGUCAGGUUACUAUGUAAGGUCAGGUAUCUAACGCUCCACGAGAGUCGCUGGUCGUUUGUUUUUAGUGAACGCCUCGUUCCUUCAGAGCCAGCGAACGCCUCACAAACACCAAAACGCUGAUGUGUCUUCCCAGCCCAAAGACUGAAAUGCAGGCGUGCUAAUCCGUUCAGUGUAUCAUUACACGUCUCAUUCAAAGGAGUUGUUUGGGUUUAUGUUCUUAUUAUUAACUGACGAGUUUUAUUUUUGGUUUUGCAUGUUCAAAAAGAGGCCCGAUGUUGACCUAACGGCACUGUAUUUCAAUAUCCUCAUCUCACGUACACGUCUCACGAUUUCCAGUGUCGUCGUCGUCAUAGACGUCUCUUUACAUCUGGAUGCAGUGAAUUUAAUAGUAGGUGAGAUGCAGGCAUUAUGGGGUUUUGAUGUGUUUUUUACUCCGCUGAUAUGUGAUUUGCUUUCAGAACUGGAAGUCGUGGUUAAACCUUUUGCAAAACUGACACCGUUGAAUGGCAGUGUGCUGUGGAAACCUGUGACUAGACAGCCAAUGUUUUAAUAACUUUUUAGCUUUUUCUGAAUUGUCUGCCAAACUUGGCCAAAGAGACAAAACAAAGCUGUAUUGUGGAGUAACUGGACACGCGUGUCAACAUUCGAGUCACACCUGAUACCAUUCGCAAUGUGUUUCUGUCGUUAAAUCCAGGACAGUGUCUCGAAUCGUUCCUUACUUUGAAUUCAGUUUCCAAACUCCAUGUAAGUGUUGCUGGUGUGUGAGAGAAAUGAAACCUGUGCAAACGCUGAUAUCACUAUUAGGUGUGACGGUGGUGAAUGACGGGCGAUUGUGACAGUGAACUGCUUUCUGUUUCAUCUUUCAGAGCAAUAGUGCGGCUGUGUGUCUAUGGUGUGUGGUACUACAUUUAUACACUGGGAUUUUUGUCAAAAUUGCCUUUUUAUAACCAAAAAGAAUUGUAUAAAUGAACUAACCGUGAAAUGAUUUUAAAUUAUGCUAAAUAAAUUUUUACACACAA
Messenger RNA from Cyprinus carpio (common carp), 2723 nucleotides. Its product is annotated as rho-related GTP-binding protein RhoG-like. The transcript is spliced from 2 exons. Gene Ontology annotation, biological process: establishment or maintenance of cell polarity; actin filament organization; cortical cytoskeleton organization. Bases 173 to 748 code for a protein of 191 amino acids. Lineage: Eukaryota; Metazoa; Chordata; Actinopteri; Cypriniformes; Cyprinidae. Gene Ontology annotation, molecular function: GTPase activity; protein kinase binding; GTP binding. Gene Ontology annotation, cellular component: cytoskeleton; cytoplasmic vesicle; plasma membrane. The record is from RefSeq and is a predicted model, not a curated record.